AUGUGGGUCUUCUACCUGAUCUCGUUGCCCCUGACCUUGGGCAUGGUCCUUUUUACGCUCAAGUACUUCGCAGGCCCGGAGGUCCCUCGCUAUGUUUUGCUCACCGUUGGGUACACCUGGUUCUGUUCUCUCUCCAUCAUCGUCAUUGUGCCCGCUGACAUCUGGACGACGAUAAAUCAUAUUGAGAGUGGAGGAAUCUCAUUCUUUUGGAGCUGGUCAUAUUGGAGUACAUUUUUACUAACUUGGACUGUGGUGCCCCUUAUUCAGGGUUUUGAAGAUGCUGGGGACUUCACUGUGACAGAGAGAUUGAAGACUAGUGUACAUGUUAACUUACUUUUCUAUCUAAUUCUGGGAGCUAUUGGCGUUUUUGGAUUGGUUCUUCUCAUCAUGAUGCACAAGAAUUGGGGUGGAGGUGUUCUAGGAUUUGCCAUGGGCUGCUCGAAUACUUUUGGACUUGUUACUGGUGCAUUUCUUCUUGGAUUUGGUUUGAGUGAAAUCCCUAAGGGCCUUUGGAAGAAUUCAGAUUGGACUAUCCGCCAAAAAGUUCUUUCUCAUAAAAUUGCCAAAAUGGCUGUGAAACUUGAUGACGCUCAUCAAGAUCUUUCAAAUGCUAUUGUGGUCGCCCAAGCAACAUCCACUCAGAUGUCCAAGCGUGAUCCUUUGAGACCCUACAUGGAUAUUAUAGACAAUUUGUUAGCUCAAAUGUUCAAGGAGGAUCCAUCCUUCAAACCCCAAGGGGGCCGAUUAGGUGAAAAUGAUAUGGACUAUGAUACUGAUGAAAAAUCAAUGGCAACGCUUAGGCGUCAUCUUCGAGGUGCCCGGGAAGAGUAUUAUCGGUACAAAAGUGAGUAUAUGACCUAUGUUAUGGAGGCCCUAGAACUUGAAGAUACUAUAAAAAAUUACGAACGCCGGAAUUCUACUGGAUGGAAAUAUGUUUCAACCUUCAGACCUUCUCGAACUGGCAGAUUAGGAUCUAUCCUUGAUACAAUAGAAUUCUUUUGGCGCUGCAUACUAAGAAAAGAAGUUGAAAAACUUUUGGCUGUCAUACUUGGGAUCAUUUCAGCUGCUAUUCUUUUAGCAGAGGCAACUCUGCUUCCUCGAGUUGACCUAUCUCUCUUUUCAAUUCUCAUAAAUUCUGUUUCUAAGCAAGAAGUUCUUGUGCAGGUAUUUGCCUUUGUUCCUUUGAUGUAUAUGUGCGUCUGCACGUAUUACUCCUUGUUCAAAAUCGGUAUGUUGAUGUUUUACUCAUUAACGCCCAGGCAAACAAGUUCAGUCAACUUGCUUAUGAUAUGCUCGAUGGUCGCUCGUUAUGCUCCUCCAGUUUCAUACAACUUUCUCAAUCUCAUUCGUCUCGGUGAACAUAAAACUAUAUUUGAAAAGCGAAUGGGAAACAUUGAUCAAGCUGUCCCUUUCUUUGGGAGUGAGUUUAACAGAAUCUAUCCACUUAUCAUGGUUGUGUACACCCUGUUGGUUGCUUGCAACUUUUUUGACCGCAUAAUUAAUUUUUUUGGGAGAUGGAAACGAUUUAGAUUUCAAACUGAGGCUGACGAUAUGGAUGGUUUUGAUCCGUCUGGGUUAAUUAUCUUACAAAAGGAGCGAUCUUGGAUUGAACAAGGUCUCAAAGUCGGUGAACAUGUUAUCCCAUUAGCUAGGAAUUUCAACAGCACGGAUGUUGAGACUGGCAGCAGCAACAUGGAUAGGACUCUUGUUGAAAUGAAAGCAACAAGCAGUCUAAGCGCUGAGGGGGCAAAUGGAACUCCCUCAAAAUCUUCGAAAGAAGAUCGCAGAUAUAGCUCAAGUAAAGAAGCCAUCAGCAACAAGUAUGCUGCCAUUAGAGAACAGAGCAGACAAGCUUCUUUCAACACAAAUCCAGUGGAGAAGAAUAUUUCUGCUGCCAAGGUCUCCUUGCUUGAUGGAGACAACUCUAACCCUGAUAACACAUCAGGAGGGUCACCUACUGGCUUGUCCUCAAAGUGGGAAUCAAUGAAAAAUGGUUUCCAAAAUUUCAAGGCAAACAUAGCAGCCAAAAAAUUUAUUCCCAUACGCCAAGUUCAAGAUACUAUAGACCUAUCUCGUGCUUCUUCUAAUGAGUCCCUCGACGAGAUAUUUCAGAGAUUGAAACGGCCAUCUGUAGAUCAUGUGAGCUAUGUUGACGAGGAUGAAGAUGACAGGGAGGGAAAGUCUGGUCCUAGCAGAUAA
Messenger RNA from Prunus armeniaca (apricot), 2199 nucleotides. The record is from the annotation of a GenBank genome assembly. NCBI's taxonomy places the organism in Eukaryota, Viridiplantae, Streptophyta, Magnoliopsida, Rosales, Rosaceae.